AUCAAGGCUGGAUGGAAAAGUCCGUAUAAAGUUUGUUCAAACAAAUAUGAAGUUGAUGUCUUUAGAUUUUAACCAGGAAAAUCCAUCUUCAUAGUCUCCGAGUGUCACUGGAGGUAUUUCCAUCCGAAGUUUAUCAAACAUGUUCAGCUAGCUUCACGUCAACGGUGUUAAUUUUCUUAGCAUUCAUUAGCAAAGUCGCUAGCUCACCAGCUAACGCCCAGAGCUCCUUCCCCUUGGAGGGGGGACACCGCGCCAUCUCCGGACACCUGCUCGCCUGCCUGCUCUCGAGCAGAUAUGUAGCAAGAAAUUGGAUUCCCGUUCCUGCCCAGCUGAUUCAUACAGCUUGUGUUUUGCAUCUUCCCUCGGCGCCAAAUGGAUCAGAACCCAUCACCCAGCGCGAGGCGCUGCCAUCUCUGUUGUCACGGACUUGGACUCAUGGAAGACGUGAGCGCUGAGAUAUGAAGUAGAAGCUGGCACGUCAGAGUUUCUGCUGCAAAGUCCAGCUGACCUCCCGUGCAGAAGAAGAUGAAGAAGAAAAACAGACCAGAGGGCAAGAGCUAGCACCUCCCGAUCCACUCAGCUCCUUCCUCCUCGCUGCUCCUUCCUGCGCUCAGUGUGAGACAAAGUAAUCUUCAGUUGCUGUUUCCAAGGCCAACAAUGAACUCCCGACUUUUAAUUCAACCAGAAAACGAAACAUCUGAACAUCGGGGCGAAGUUCGUUGAUGAAGAAGAGCAGUCAUGUCUUUCCAUCAGGAUCGUGGGGGUCCGAGGGGAGGAAUGCCCCCUGGCCAGCACGGCGCCCCUCAGAGCUACCGCCCCGCCAACAUGCGGCCACCCCCACCGCAGCCUCCAGCGCCCCCGUACCACUACGACCCCCAGGCUCCUCCCAGCUCGGGCUACCACGGAAGCAGCAGCUACAUGCCGCCACACUCCUCUGACUUCAGGCCGUUCCAUCCUCUGGCGCAAUCCCAGACUCCUGGUUCUCACAACCAGUGUCCAGCGCGGCCACCUUUUCCCAAGCCGCCGGUCCGCCAGGGCUUCCUAGAACCUCCGCCCAACUUUCCACCUCCUCCCCUGCCCAGCUCCACCGGGGGUCCGACACCAGGGUCCCAGGUCUCUGCUCAGAACACCUACCACCCUUACAUGAUGCCACCUGUGGCCCCACCGCCGCUACCACACCCGUCCAUGCCUCACCCCAUGGCUUCUCAGUCCAUGGGCUACCACCCUCCGUACCCUAUGAACUACCCCCAUCCUCCCCACCCACCCUUCCCGCCUCCCACCUUCAGUCCUGGCUACUCGCAGAGCCCGAGCUCAUUCAAACCCGACCAGGGCUUCAGGCACGGGGGCCAGUACAAGUACGACAAACCCCAGGACAACAGGAGGUCUCCAGAGCGAGGCUAUCGCCACGAUGACCAUAGGCAGAAGGGCUACGGCUACGGCGGCCACGGCGAUAGGCACAAGAUGGAGUUUCCCGGAGAGAGGAAAGACCGCGGCAGGAGUCCAGACAAGCGAGGCAAGGCGCCGGAGGGCGGGAGGUACAGGUCUGACUACGACCGAGGCGGCAGGACUCCCCCCAGACACAGGAGCAGGGAUCGCAGCCGAGAGAGGCAUCGUCACAGAGAGAGUCUGAGAUCCCAGUCGCCCGACAGGCACAGGAAGAGGCCUCGGAGUCGGUCCACGAGUCGAGACAGGAAACGCGGCCGCUGGGAAGACGAGCGCGACAGGAGGUCGGAGGGCUCCUCCGGCCCGAGCAGGGAGCGCGGCUACUCGUCCGUCCGGAGCCGAGAGUCCGAGGAGUCCGCCUUCGGCGACCGGGACCGAGAGCGAGAGAGGGAACGGGAAAGGGAACGGGACCGAGAGCGAGAAAAGGAGAAGGAGAAGGGUGAUGAAGAGAAGGAGGAGGACGAGCUGCUGAAACCCGCCUGGAUCCGCUGCACCCACGCCGAGAACUACUACUCCAGCGACCCCAUGGACCAAGUGGGAGAUUCCACCGUCGUGGGGACCAGUAAACUGCGGGACCUCUACGAGCGUUUUGAGGAGGAGCUGGGCAGGAGACAGGAGCGAGCCAAGGCUGUGCGACCCAAAUGGGACCCGCCCAAGACCAAGCUGGACGAUGAUCCAGACGGCAGCAGCAGCGAGUCGGACUGCGAGUCGGACGGCGAAGGGAGCACCUGCUCCAGCAGCUCCGACUCGGAUGUGUUCGACGUCAUCGCCGAGAUCAAGAGGAAGAAGGCUCAUCCCGACCGGCUGCACGAGGAGCUGUGGUACAACGACGCAGGACAGAUGAAUGAUGGCCCCUUGUGUAAGUGCAGUGCCAAGGCCAGACGUACAGGGAUCCGCCACAGCAUCUACCCGGGGGAGGAGUCUGUGAAACAGUGUCGGUUGAUGAACAACAACUCAGGGAAACUGUUCCACUACAGGAUCACCGUGUCUCCUCCCACUAACUUCCUGACGGACAGGCCGACGGUGAUCGAGUACGAUGACCACGAGUAUCUGUUCGAAGGCUUCUCUCUCUUCUCCCACACUCCGCUCACGAGCAUCCCAUUGUGCCGUGUGAUCCGCUUCAACAUAGAUUACACCAUUCACUUCAUAGAGGAGAUGACACCCGAGAACUACUGCGUCCGAGGCCUGGAGCUGUUCGCCGGCUACUUGUUCCAGGACGUUCUCGAGCUGUACGACUGGAACCUGAAAAGUCCUGAGUUCGACACGGAGACGACGGGAUGCCAGCAGUUCCAUUUCAUGCCCCGCUUCGUACGAUUUUUACCUGAUGGAGGGAAGGAGGUGCUGUCCAUGCACCAGGUGCUGCUCUACCUGCUGCGCAGCAGCAAGCCCCUGGUCCCGGAGGAGGAGAUCGCCGACAUGCUGCAGUGGGAGGAGCUGGAGUGGCAGAAGUACGCCGAGGAGUGCAAGGGCAUGAUUGUCACCAACCCGGGCAUGAAACCCAGCUCCGUGCGUAUCGACCAACUGGACCGGGAGCAGUUCAACCCGGAUGUCAUCACCUUCCCCAUCAUCGUUCACUUUGGAAUCCGCCCGGCGCAGCUCAGCUACGCCGGAGACCCACAGUACCAGAAGCUGUGGAAGAGCUACGUCAAACUGCGCCACCUGCUGGCCAACAGCCCCAAGGUCAAGCAGAUCGACAAGCAGAAGCUGACGCAGAGAGAGGAAGCUCUUCAGAAGAUCCGCCAGAAGAACACGAUGCGCCGCGAGGUGACGGUGGAGCUCAGCAGUCAGGGCUUCUGGAAGACGGGCAUCCGCUCCGACGUCUGUCAGCACGCCAUGAUGCUGCCGGUCCUCACACAUCACAUCCGCUACCACCAGUGCCUGAUGCACCUGGACGCGCUCAUUGGCUACGUCUUCAAGGAACGCUGCCUCCUUCAGCUGGCCAUGACUCACCCCAGUCAUCACCUCAACUUCGGCAUGAAUCCCGAUCACGCCCGCAACUCGCUCUCCAACUGCGGGAUCCGCCAGCCCAAGUACGGCGACAGGAAGGUCCAUCACAUGUACAUGAGGAAGAAGGGAAUCAACACACUGAUUAACAUCAUGUCUCGUCUGGGACAGGACGACCCCUCCCCGUCCAGGAUCAAUCACAACGAGAGACUGGAGUUCCUGGGCGAUGCCGUUGUGGAGUUCCUCACCAGUGUCCACCUGUACUACCUGUUCCCAUGCUUAGAGGAGGGAGGCCUGGCCACGUACAGAACGGCCAUCGUGCAGAACCAGCACCUAGCCAUGCUUGCCAAGAAGCUGGAGUUGGAUCGCUUCAUGCUCUACGCUCACGGGCCCGAUCUGUGCCGGGAGUCGGACCUGCGACACGCCAUGGCCAACUGCUUCGAGGCUCUGAUCGGUGCUGUGUAUUUGGAAGGAGGCCUGGACGAGGCUCGGCAGCUCUUUGGUCGACUACUUUUCAACACAGAGGACCUUCGGGAGGUCUGGCUCCACUUCCCACCGCACCCCCUGCAGGUCCAGGAGCCUCAGACCGACCGGCAGCUCAUCGAGACGUCUCCGGUCCUGCAGAAGCUGACGAGCUUCGAGGAUUCCAUCGGCGUCUUGUUCACGCACGUGCGUCUGCUGGCCAGGGCGUUCACCUUGAGGACGGUGGGCUUCAACCACCUCACGCUGGGCCAUAACCAGAGAAUGGAGUUCCUGGGCGACUCCAUCAUGCAGCUGGUGGCCACAGAGUACCUGUUCAUCCACUUCCCCGACCACCACGAAGGACAUUUAACACUGCUCCGCAGUUCGCUGGUGAACAAUCGCACGCAGGCCAAAGUGGCGGAGGAGCUGGGCAUGCAGGACUUCGCCAUCACCAACGACAAAACCAAGCGGCCCGUUGCUCUGCGGACCAAGACGCUGGCCGACCUGCUGGAAUCUUUCAUCGCCGCACUCUACAUUGAUAAGGAUCUGGAGUACGUGCACACCUUCAUGAACGUCUGCUUUUUCCCUCGGCUGAAGGAGUUCAUUCUGAACCAGGACUGGAAUGACCCAAAGUCUCAGCUGCAGCAGUGCUGUUUGACCCUGAGAACCGAGGGCAAGGAGCCCGAUAUCCCGCUGUACAAGACCCUGCAGACCGUCGGGCCCUCACACGCCCGCACCUACACCGUCGCUGUGUAUUUCAAAGGGGAGCGAAUCGGCUGUGGCAAAGGCCCAAGCAUCCAACAGGCGGAAAUGGGAGCUGCGAUGGAUGCACUCGAGAAAUAUAACUUCCCACAGAUGGCUCAUCAGAAGCGCUUCAUCGAGCGGAAAUACAGGCAGGAGCUGAAGGAGAUGAGACGGGAGCGCGAGCGGCAGGAGCUGGAGCCUGACGACGUGGAGGAAUGUAGGAAGUGACAAGCACCUUCUCUCUUUCUUCUCCUUCUUUUACACAACACCAUCGCUACCUGCGUUCCACCGCGAGGAGGCCUGUUGAUCGUGGAGCUGUGUAGUGUAGAAAAGAUGAUUGGCCCACUGUUCGUCAACUUCUACGUGAACCUCAGUGGGACACAGGUGAGGCUUCGUUGGGUCGAUACGACUGGUUUGGAUUUGGAUUCGUCCACUGUGUGUCAGUAAAAAAACACAUCUAUAAAUGAAUUAUGAUGCUGUCAUGUUUUACACGGUGUGGUACUGUAGCUGUCAGACGUGGCCUUUUUUCUUCUGUCUUAUGUUCAUGUUUUUUGCCAAAACUUAAAACUUUUAAAAUUCAAAAGUCCAACAACAGGAGCUCACAAUGAUAUGACAGCAUAUCAGGGCCAUUGUGGGGGGAAACAAAUACAACAUUACAGACCCAGUGGGGAGGGAGGGGGGUUAUAUUUGGAGGAAAAAACUCAGAGAAAAAAACACUGAUAUUCUCUGAGAUUAUAAAAUCAUAAAUUUGCGAAUGUUUUUAUUAUAGAAAUUCUCUGAGAUUAAAUUCACAAAUUGACGAGAAAAAAAUACGGUGUUCUUGGCUAAAAUCACUAGUAUCUCUUUAUUGCUCAAUCUGAUGUGUUGAUCCUGAAGCGAUGCAGUUCCUUGAAAAACAAAAACACAAUAUUCAGACUUUUAUAAAAAUUUACCACUUGAAUCUCAAAGAAUAUCCAAGUUUUUUUUCCUCGUAAAUUUUACGACUUUAAGGUAAGAAAUUCUUUUACCCCCCACCUCCGUAAUUAUUUUAAUUUUUUCCUACAAUGGCCCUCGUACGCCGUCGUACAAUGUUACUGACACAUGCCACAAAAUCAAAACAAAACAAAGAGAUCGUGUUUUUAAAUGGAAUAUGAAAUGUCAAAUAAAUAACAUGAGGUCAUAUUGUAAAUAAAGUUCCAGAUUCUGUUCUAAUCAGUGUCUCUUUUGUAAUCCAGAAAGAGGCUCGCGUCAAUUACGUUCUAUCACCAUCUGUCUCACAUCUGUCACUCAUCCUCUAAUAAUAAAAAUGUGGAUUUUUUUUUUA
Molecule: messenger RNA, 5896 nt
Organism: Scophthalmus maximus (turbot)
Lineage: Eukaryota; Metazoa; Chordata; Actinopteri; Pleuronectiformes; Scophthalmidae
Gene: drosha
Product: drosha ribonuclease III
Exons: 36
Coding region: 739-4821 (1360 amino acids)
Biological process (GO): rRNA processing; pre-miRNA processing; regulation of gene expression
Cellular component (GO): nucleus
Molecular function (GO): double-stranded RNA binding; ribonuclease III activity
Source: RefSeq, a predicted model, not a curated record